CCCGGGGCCCAGCCGCAGUGCGCAGUCGCGGUGCCUCCCAGCGCUCCGCCCCGCCCGCAGUAAAACGGUCGCCCGGCGAUGACGUCGCGGAGGCCUGGCCGGGCAUCGCGGACUCCGGAGAUGGAGGAAAAGGAGCAAUUACGGCGGCAGAUCCGCCUCCUGCAGGGUCUGAUUGAUGACUACAAAAGCCUCCACGGCGGUACCUCUGCCCCAGGUACCUCCGCCGCCCUGGGCACCUCCACCACUUCCCAGUGGCAGCCGCCCACUUACAACAGCAGCAGGACCUUCAGUGCUCGCUACCCUCGUCCGAGCCGGAGGGGCUUCUCCCUGAACCAUGGGCCUGCGUGGCGCAAGAAAUACUCCCUCGUGAAUCGGCCCUUGGGCUCCUCGGACCCGCCCGGUGAUGGUGCCGCGCAGCCGCCGCUCAGGGCUGGGAGCAGCCAGGGUCCUGAACCGCAGCAGUACAUCCUGGAGAGGCAGGUGCAGCUCAGUCCAGACCAGAACAUGGUCAUCAAGAUUAAACCACCAUCCAAGCUGGGCUCGGCCAGCACUGCGGGGGUCCUGCGGACCUCGGAAGAAUACGAGGACCCCGCCUGGAAUGACCACAGGCCUCAGGAAGGUGAGGGUGAGUCCUCUGGUGCGCAGCGGCAGCCCUCGAGGCAAGGAAGAGCCAAGGGGGGCUGCAGUGCGGAGGACCCCCUUCUGGUCUGCCAGAAGGAGCCUGGCAAGCCCCGGGUGGUGAAGUCAGUGAGCAGCGUGAGUGAGAACCCCUUGGAGCCCCGGCGGACGGUCAGUGAGAGUGCAGUUGCGGUCAGGGCCCGCUUCCUGCCCUCCAGCCUGCCCCAGCGAGGCGGCAUGGCCCUAGGCCGGAAGGCGGGCUCACACUCUGUGGCCAGCUGUGUUACACAGCUCCAUGGGGACGGGAGCGCGAACACCGGCCUCUCAGGCCCAUCCGCUGCCUCUGGCCAUGUGGUAGGCCCAGCUAGACCUGCUGUUGGACCCAGGCAGACCAGGGAGCCCUCGAUGCUGGUGUCCUGUCGAACCAACAAGUUUCGGAAAAACAACUACAAGUGGGUGGCUGCCUCGGCAAAGAGUCCUCGGGCCUCUCGGCGGGCCCUCAGUCCCAGGGCAGCGGCGGAGAACGUGUGCAAGGCCCCCUUUGCUGCAGCGGAACGAACAGAGAAGCCUCAGCUCAAAGCCGACCCAGACGCCAAGCCCAGGAGGUCUGCCGUGUCCUCCGUGCCUGGGGCCUCCCCCAGCAAGUACAAGUGGAAGGCCUCCAGCCCCUCGGCCUCCUCGGCCUCCUCCUUCCGUUGGCAGUCAGAGGUUGGCAGCAAGGACCGUGCCUCCCAGCUCUCCCCCGUCCCUUCUAGGUCCCCCCCGGCGGACAGACGAGCAGUGGAACCCAGCAGCUUGCAGCCUGUCUUCAGUGAGACUCCGCUCUCGGCUUACAAAGUGAAGAGCCGCACCAAGAUCAUCCGGAGGCGGGGCAGUGCCAGCCUUCCUGCAGAUAAGAAGAGCAGCCCCCCACCUGCUGCCAUGGCUAAGAGUCAGUUCAGCCUGCGGCGGAAGCAGGCCCUCCGGGGGAAGAGCAGCCCCGUUACGAAGAAGACACCCAACAAGGGGCUGAUGCCGGUCACCAAGCCCCGGCCGUGCUGCCUGCCUCCUGGCCGUGCCUACGUCCCCUCCAAGGAAGCCUCCAGCCUGCAUGGCCAGCGGCCCCCUCCCACCAGCAAAGUGAUCAAGACGCGCUACCGCAUCGUCAAGAAGACCCCGACCUCACCUCUUAGCACCGCCCCCGGCCCCCCAGCCCUGCCCUCCUGGCGGGCGCGGCGGCUCUCCCUGUCCAGCUCGUUUCCAAAGGCUGUCCUCUCCAUUAGGGUAACAAUUUACUGGAGUGCCGUGACACCCACAGCAGUGAAAGGCUACGAGCGUUUGGGGUCCCUGGCGCUGAACACCCUGCGUCCCGCCGUGGGUGGGAGAGCCCAGACCGGCUCCCCUCGGUGGCGGAGCAAAGGCUACCGCUGCAUCGGGGGCGUCCUCUACAAGGUGUCGGCCAACAAGCUCUCCAAGACCUGCAGCCGGCCCGGCGGGGACGGGGGCGGCAGGCCCCUGCUGCGCACAGGCCGCUUGGACCCUGCCGGCAGCUGCAGCCGCUCCCUGGCCAGCCGGGCCGUGCAGCGCAGCCUGGCCAUCGUGCGGCAGGCGCGGCAGCGGCGGAGGCGGCGGAAGGAGGAGUACUGCAUGUACUACAACCGCUUCGGCCGGUGCAACCGUGGCGAGCGCUGCCCCUACGUCCACGACCCCGAGAAGGUGGCCGUGUGCACCAGGUUUGUCCGGGGAACCUGCAAGAAGACGGACGGGACCUGCCCCUUCUCCCACCACGUCUCCAAGGAGAAGAUGCCUGUCUGCUCCUACUUCCUGAAGGGCAUUUGCAGCAACAGCAGCUGCCCCUACAGCCACGUGUACGUGUCCCGCAAGGCGGAGGUCUGCACCGACUUCCUGAAAGGCUACUGCCCUCUGGGCGCCAAGUGCAAGAAGAAGCACACGCUGCUGUGCCCCGACUUCUCCCGCCGGGGCAUGUGCCCCCGCGGUGCCCAGUGCCAGCUGCUCCACCGCAACCCGAAGCGCCUGGGCCGGCGAGCAGCCACCCCCACGGCCCCGGAGCCCGGCAACACGCCGCCCAGGAGCAGGGCUUCCACCAGCCGCGGGCCCAGGAAGCCCUCGGCCGCCCUGCGCCCCGCCAGACGGACGUCCAGCCCCCCCAGCUCCAUGGCUGCUGGCUCGACCUCGCCCCCCUCCUCCCCACGGGUGUUAGCUGCGGCCUCCCCCUCCCCCUCCUCCCCCUCCUCCUCCUCUUCCCCCUCCCCCUCCUCUCCCUGCCCCGCCUCCGCCUCCCCGUCCUUGGAGCCAGAGGAGCUGUGUCUGCAGGCGGCUGCGGCCUCAGCGGGAGCUGGCUCCAGCGGCCUCUCCAAGCUGCCCUCCUUCAUCGCCCUGCAGUCCUCGCCCAGCCCUGGAGGCCAGCCCGGGGCCCAGGCCCCCAGGAGCGCCUCCUCCAAGGACUCAGGGAAGUCGCUGCACAUCAAGCCGCGUCUGUGAGGGUCCAGGGGGCCAGCCCGCGCCUACCUCAGCCCCAUCCCGAGAGGAAGGAGGCUCCGCCCGCCACCGCCCCGGACGAGGGGCCGCCUGCCACGGAGCGCCCCCAGGGGUGGCAGGGCUCUCCCCCUGCCCGCCUG
This is a messenger RNA of Bubalus bubalis (water buffalo), 3236 nucleotides long. It is a transcript of the gene ZC3H3, whose product is annotated as zinc finger CCCH-type containing 3. Gene Ontology annotation, molecular function: metal ion binding. The transcript has 13 exons. Gene Ontology annotation, cellular component: nucleus. Lineage: Eukaryota; Metazoa; Chordata; Mammalia; Artiodactyla; Bovidae. Bases 79 to 3099 code for a protein of 1006 amino acids. The record is from RefSeq and is a predicted model, not a curated record.